This is a messenger RNA of Cladocopium goreaui, 2196 nucleotides long. The record is from the annotation of a GenBank genome assembly. Lineage: Eukaryota; Dinophyceae; Suessiales; Symbiodiniaceae.
ACCAUGACCCGCAUAGCGGGAUGAUGCUAGAAAGAGGUUCGCCGUUGUGGCUACCAUGACUCUUGCGACUUUGGGCGUGAUGCCACCGGAACGCGUCGCUGCCGGUUUUACGCUGCAUCGCUCUGAGACGGUGGCUCACUCUGCCGGACUGUUGGACCGGAAAAAUUCAGCAGCAUCUUCUAGAGCCAGGGGACGUUCAGAAGGCUUUGCCUGCAAGCACAGCGAAAACUUCAAGCCCCUCGGUGCUCCAGUGCCACCUGAACGAGUCUUUGAAAUGCACAAUUCCAUUCUGGCAAAGGUUGCGAAAAUCGAAGCUGCAGUGUCUAGCAACGCCAAUUCGCAGCACCAGGACAAGAAGGAUAGAGACCGAGAAAAGAGAUUGGAACAUCAUAAUUUUCAAAUGUUGAAGUACAAGGAAGUCAUGGACAAAGAGAGGGCUACAUCUCCUGAUGCAAAGGAUGCUGUCAAAGAUGAACAGGCAGGUGCUGAAGAAGCAAGUUUGGAGGCUGAUCGGGAGGAGAUGCUAAGUCUAAGCCGCCUUCCUCAUGCACUCUACGGGAAGGACUUGCCGCGAUGUGGGCAAGUUCAAGAACGACAGGAGAAGGAUGGUUUCAAACAUUUGAAACUUCACAUCAAAGACUCCUUUCGCCGGGUUGAGCAGGUAAAGUCGGAUGCUGAUGCUGCUUUUGAGGCCAGAAAGGAAAACAUGCAGCUCAUGCUGCAAACCCCAAGGCACACCAGACCGGCAUCACCCUGCGAAGAACCCAGCAGUGCAUUUCUGACGUCUGCGGAUUUGCCGCACAGCGCCCGAGAAAAGCGGCAGGCGAAGCGCCGUCCAUCCAAGCAGGUCAGCCUGAAACGUGGUGUGAACUGGCUACCAUCACUGGCCGAAUACUUGGCUGAUCCUGGUGCGACAGUGCUCUUGGACCGUCCUGAACGUGGAGAUGUCGUAAAGCAGACGGAUCAUGGGAAGCACAAAGACAUAAUCAAGGAGAUCGUUGCACAGCUGAUCCCGUUACCAAAAGGUCCACGACCCAACUACGGAAACGUACUGGACGAGGGGAAGGUUGGUGCUGGCAAAGGCCGUUGGCUCUCACGUCGCAAGCUGCUGGAAAAGGACCUAAAUGAUUCUUGGAAGGACAAGGCUUUCUACAAGAGAUGUACGCCUUUCAUUCCCCAGCGAGACGCUGAAGAAUACCGGCGGAUUUACCACAAUGAUGAGCACAAGCUGGCAACCAUCGAGCGUUUCCUCAAGGAUUUGGGCUUCACCGAAGAGUUGAAGGAUCCCAAGGCGCAGACGUCCAUGGAGGUUGCCGCCGGCCUUGCAACCAGCCUUGGAGAUGGAUUGCCAGCUACUGGAGGUGCUGUGCCUGCAGAUCCCUAUCCGGUGCUGCCUGAUAAGAGACGCGGUGACGACGAUGACGGUGGUAAGGGCCUGCAGCGAAACAAUGAGCAACCCAGAGCCCAAGAUCCUGUUGUGCCACUGGCCCGUGCUCGCUUUAAAGCCAUCCGCCAAAAGGCCAUGGCGCAGCUACGUGAGCCGGAGGAUCCAUCAUCGUCUUCCCUGGCUAUCCUCCGGGCAGCAGUCUAUGACUACCAGGCAGAGAGGGAGAAAGCCAGGCAAAAGCUCCAGGACGCUCUGGAGACGCAGGAGAAGUCCCGCAUGGCUUCGGCUGAAAAGCUUCCACCUCUAAGGCUCAAUGAUUCUCGGCCAGGUGCAGCGAUGGAUGAGCCGGCGGACAAUAGACAACACCAUUGGUAUCACUCACUUCUGGAGCAAGUUCGUGCCCAAGGAGAUCUUUCAAGUGUAUCAAAGGCUAUGCACUCAUUGCUCGAUUCAGUCAAGGCAGCGCUGGAUGACACUGGAGAGUUCACUGCUGAUGACUUUUGGGAGACCCUUACAGAGAUCCAAAGCGAGGAUUUUACUCCUGCCGUUGCCUCUUUGCUGGCCUCAAUGAUUCGUGGCAUCAAUGGCCUGAACACUCCAGACCUUCAGCGCGUGUUGCAACAACGGGACGUGGCUUCAGAGGUGCUUGACGUCCUAAGUGGCUCGUAGGGGUAGUUACUUGAGGUCCACUUGGGCCAGCACAUUUGGGAAUAUUUGGGGAAAUUGUGCUAAUUGUUAACGCAAGAUGCGCCCGAAUCUACAGAAUGCCUUUAGCCAGAAUUGCUUUGCGCUUUUGCCACGAGUUUGAC